Molecule: messenger RNA, 1511 nt
Organism: Centruroides sculpturatus (bark scorpion)
Lineage: Eukaryota; Metazoa; Arthropoda; Arachnida; Scorpiones; Buthidae
Exons: 4
Coding region: 483-1223 (246 amino acids)
Source: RefSeq, a predicted model, not a curated record
UCAGUCAGGCUGUUGUGAGUCAUGGUGGACAGAUGAUAGGGAAAAUGAUUAAGGAAUUUGUUAUGAAAAAUGUAGAUUUAUUCGAAAAACUGAAAAGAUUUACAAAUGAGAAUUAACCAUUAAUUCUUCUAAAUUAAAAAAAAAAGUCAAGAAAACUGAAAACGAACGUAUUUCAUAAAAUAAAAUUGCAAUUAUUUAACAUAGAAAUCGUCUAUAGAAACAUUUGGCCUUCAAGAUAACUCUAUUUACCACCGAACAAGUUUCGUACAUAAUUUACCUGAUGUCAAGUUAACCAAGGACACUUCCCUGCGCAAUUAUUGCUACCAAACAUCGCAGGAAAAUAAUAGAAGUAACAUUACAGAACAUCGCAUCGUAGGAAUAAGCAGUUCCCCGCUGGUGUUCUUUGGAUACUCCCCUCCAUGUUAUAUUUCAAGUACAUGUAGCCAUUUCCUUUGAAUAUUUUACUCGUGACCUGAAAAAUAAUGAGUUUUUUUGAAUUGAUCAAAGGAAUUGAAUUUUCCUUUAAUGAUUUUACAGGAAAUGUAAAUAAAUAUACUGACACAUUCCUAACUCGAUUCAAGAUGAGAAAACGACUUUUAACGAAUAAAGAUUCGUGUAAAUUAAUAUUUAACAAAAAAUAUCCAAUCUUUGAUUUCAUUAAAGUAUAUGAUUUUAAUAUUUACGGUUUAAGUUCAAUAACUCGUGAAAGUCCUUGUAACUUUUCAUUCUCGGAAAAUUACAUAAAAGUCGAGGGAAGAUUUUCGGUACGUAAUGUCAAAUUAAUUGCAAAAUUUGAUUUUUCAUCUUUAAUUGCAUUGAGUGGUCAUGCAGAAAUCAAUCUCAGCAAAUUAGAUUUGAAAAUUACAUUAAUAGUGACCGAAUAUUCCGUAGAAGUAGAAUCUAUUCAACUUCUUAAAAUUGGGCGUUACGAAGCUAUAAAGAUAUUUGGAAUUAAUCAGGCAUUGGCGUGGGCUGCAAAAACCUUUAUUAAUGCAUCUCCCAAUCCUAUACUGAAAGCAAAAAUUUAUGAAAUUAUCGAACACGUGACGAUGGAUUGCCUGAAAAGCAUUCUUACAUAUCUUGAAAUUCCAAUUAUUGUAAAUGUGUUUGUAGGAUUUUAUAAAUACAGAAGACAACUAUUAAGGCAUUCUAUGUAUAUUUUUCCAUUUUUACUUAUAUACUUCUAUACUCUGUUAUAUUUUUACAUUUGUUAUAUAAAUUGAAUGUUAUACUUUUCCUCCCACCGUUAACAUUUUUGUAUUAUAACUUUUUAUAUUAAAAUUUUGUGUUUUUUAUUAAUUUUAUAAUUGUUGUAAAAGUUUGAUAUGUAUUGUUUCAAUGUAUAUUAUGUAUAUUAUACUUCCACUUUUACGAUUGGAAUAAAUUUUUCGUUAAGACUGUAUGAAAUGCUAUAGUUUAAUACUUCAAGUUUUGUCACAUCAACGUGUUAUUACAUAGUUAAAACUGUAUUUGAAGGAAUGUAAUUCCAAUUUAUAACUGAGCUUAUGGGA